AUGAUUUUUAAAAACAUAGGUUAAUGGGAUUUUGAAAAGAAACAAAGAGAGAAAAAGUAAAUCUAAUAAUCGAAAAGAAUUAAAAUGGUGAUAUAAACUAUUUAAUAUUUUCUUCAAGCAGAAAAUUAGUAAUCAACUCUUUUGUAAUAAAAAUCAUUUAAAUAUUCAUAUCAGGAAUAAGUAGUGAGGAAUUAAGUCAAAAUUAGAAAUGUAAAUAAAAGAGAAUAUGAUAGAGAUAAUUAUUAAAGUAAUUAUAAAAAAACAAGGUUGUUAGAUAAAAAAAUAAGAAAUAAUUAAACAACUAAUUAAUUGAAGAUGACUAGAAAAUAACUGUUGAAAAUUUAUAAAAACUUGCAAAAAAAAGGGGAUAUAUAUAUUAUACAAAAGAAUAAUUUGAAGAAAAAAAUGAUAAUAAUGAUACAAUAAACUUUAUAUUUGAAAAUAUAUUAUAAAAACGUAAUUGCAAAAUUGAAAAAAAUGGUAAUGAUUACGAAAAACUUGUUUAUAAAGGUAAAUAUAAGAAAAUAUAAUAUAGGGAAUGUUUUACAAAAAUUAAAUCAAUUUAAAUAAGCAAUAUUAUAUUAUGAUUAUGCAAUUUACAAAUAUCCAGAAAAUUUUUAGGCAUUUUUUGAUAAAGGUAAACUUCAUAUUAUUAUUAUUAUGAAGCUAAUGCAUUAAAAAGUUUAAAUAGAUUUGAAGAAGCCUUAAAGUAUUAUGACUAUGCAAUUUAAAAAAAUCCUGAAUGUGCUGAGAUAUACAAUAUUAAGGGUAAAAUUAAUUUUUAGUAAAGCAAAUGUAUAUUAAAGCCUAAAAAGAUUUGAAGAAGCAUUAUAAAAUUAUGAUUAUGCGAUUUAAAAAAACCCAGAAGAUUUUAAAGCUUAUCAAAAUAAAGGUAAAUGUAAAUUAAAAUCAAAAUAAAGCAAAUGCAUUAUAAAAUUUAAAAAAAUUUGAAGAGGCAUUACAGUAUUAUGAUUUUGCAAUUUCAAAAAAUUCUUAAUAUGCGGACAUAUAUAACAAUAAAGGUAAUUGUUAAAUAAUAUCAAAAUAAAGCAAAUGCAUUAUAAAGUUUAAACAGAUUUGAAGAGGUGCUAUAAUGUUGUGAUAAUGCAAUAUAAUUAAACCCUGAAAAUGUAAGAGCAUUGGAAAAUAAAGGUUAUUUUUAAUUAAUAUUCAACUAAAGCAAAUGCAUUAAAAAGUUUAAACAGAUUUGAAGAAGCAUUACAGUAUUAUGACUAUGCAAUUUAAAAAAAUCCUCAAUGUGCGGACUUAUAUAAUAAUAAAGGUAAAUUUUAAUUAUUAACAAAAUAAAGCCAGUGUAUUGAAAAGUUUAAACAGAUUUGAAGAAGCAUUACAAAAUUAUGAUUAGGCAAUAUAAAAAAAUCCUAAAUGUGCUGAAAUAUAUAAUAAUAAAGGUAAAAUUAUUUUUUAAUAAAGCAAAUGCAUUAUAAAGCUUGAAUAGAUUUGAAGAAGCAUUAGAAUAUUAUGAUUAUGCAAUUUAAAAAAAUCCUAAAUGUGCUGACAUAUCUAAUAAUAAAGGUAAAUUUUAAUUAUUAUUAAAAUAAAGCAAGUGUAUUGAAAAGUUUGAACAGAUUUGAAGAAGCAUUAUAAUGUUGUGAUCAGGCAAUUUAAAAAAAUCCAGAAGAUUUUAGGGGAUUUCAAAAUAAAGGUAUACAUGAAUUAUUAAUAAAAUGCAGCAAAUGCAUUAAAAUGCUUAAACAGAUUAGAAGAAGCAUUAGAAUAUUAUGAUUAUGCAAUUUAAAAAAAUCCUGAAUGUGCUGACAUAUAUAAUAAUAAAGGUAAAUUUUAAUUAUUAUUAAAAUAAAGCAAGUGUAUUGAAAAGUUUGAACAGAUUUGAAGAAGCAUUAUAAUGUUGUGAUCAGGCAAUUUAAAAAAAUCCAGAAGAUUUUAGGGCAUUUCAAAAUAAAGGUAAAUUAGAGUUAACAUUAAAAUAAAGCAUUUGCAUUAUAAAGCUUAAAUAGAUUUGAAGAAGCAUUGUAAUAUUAUGAUUACUCAAUUUAAAACAAUUUUGAAGAUGAUAUGGUAUUUUUUGGGAAAGGUAACUUUGUAUCACUAUUUAAAUUAAGCAUAUGCUUUAUAAAGUUUAAACAGAUUUGAUGAAGCAUUACAGUAUUAUGACUAUGCAAUUUAAAAAAAUCCUGAAUGUGCUGACAUAUAUAAUAAUAAAGGUAAAUUUUAAUUAUUAUUAAAAUAAAGCAAGUGUAUUGAAAAGUUUGAAAAGAUUUGAAAAAGCAUUAUAAUGUUGUGAUCAGGCAAUUUAAAAAAAUCCAGAAGAUUUUAGGGCGUUUCAAAAUAAAGGUAUAUUUUCUUUAUAUCUAAAUAUAGGAAUUGUAUUAUAAAACUUAAACAGAUUUGAAGAAGCAUUAUAAUAUUAUGAUUCUGCAAUUUAAAAAAAUCCUGAAAAUACUAUUGCAUAUUAUAAUAAAGCAAAUGCCUUAUAAAACUUAAACAGAUUUUCAGAGGCUUUAAAAUAUUAUGAUUAUGCGAUUUAAAAAAAUCCUGAAGAUUUUAAAGCAUUUUUGUAGAAAGGUACAUUUAAAUAGUAUUAUAAUAAAGCAAUUGCAUUAAAAAGCCUCAAAAGAUUUGAAGAAGCAUUAUAAUUUUCUGAUCAGGCAAUUUUGAUAAAUCCUGAAUGUGCUGACAUAUAUAAUAAUAAAGGUAAAUUUGAUGAUUAUUAAUAUAAAGCAAAUGUAUUAGUAAGUUUAAACAGAUUUGAAGAAGCAUUAUAAUGUUGUGAUCAGGCAAUUUAAAAAAAUCCAGAAGAUUUUAAAGCAUUUCAAAAUAAAGGUAUAUAAGAAUUAAUAUUAAAAUAAAGCAAAUGUCUUCUACAAGUUAAACAGAUAUUCAGAGGCUUUAGAAUAUUAUGAUUAUUCAAUUUCAAAAAAACCUGACGAUUUUAUGGCAUUUUUUAAUAAAGGUAUAUUUUCUUUAAGAUGUAAAUAUAGGAAUUGUAUUAUAAAGCUUAAACAGAUUUGAAGAAGCAUUAUAAUAUUAUGAUUACGCAAUUUAAAAAAAUCCUGAAGAUUUUAAGUCGUUGCAAAAUAAAGGUAAAUAUGAAAUAAUAUUAAACUAAAGCAAUUGCAUUAUAAAGCUUAAAUAGAUUUGAAGAAGCAUUAUUAUUUUUUGAUCAGGCAUUUUCAAAAAACCCCGAAGAUUUUAUGGCCUUCUUUAAUAAAGGUAAAUUAGAGUUAAUAUUAAAAUAAAGCAAUUGCAUUAUAAAGCUUAAACCGAUUUGAAGAAGCAUUAUAAUAUUAUGAUUACGCAAUUUAAAAAAAUCCUGAACAAGCUGACAUAUAUAAUAAUAAAGGUAAAAUUAGGUUUGAAUAAAGGAGUUGCAUUAUAAAGCUUAAACAGAUUUGAAGAAGCAUUAGAAUAAUAUGAUUUAGCAAUUUAAAAAAACCCUGAAGAUUGUAAAGCAUUUCAAAAUAAAGGUAAAUUUUAAUUAAUAUUAAAAAAUAAAGCAUAAGCAUUAAAAAGCUUAAAUAGAUUUGAAGAAUCCUAAUAAUAUGUUGAUCUUGCAAAUUACCUCUAUGCCAAACAAACAAGUAAAAUUAACAAUACAUAAAUUACAAUUAUUAACCAUUUGAAAUAUCCUUCAUAGGUCAAUCAUUUAAAAAAAUGA
Molecule: messenger RNA, 3640 nt
Organism: Paramecium sonneborni
Lineage: Eukaryota; Ciliophora; Oligohymenophorea; Peniculida; Parameciidae
Source: the annotation of a GenBank genome assembly